Molecule: messenger RNA, 988 nt
Organism: Phialemonium atrogriseum
Lineage: Eukaryota; Fungi; Ascomycota; Sordariomycetes; Cephalothecales; Cephalothecaceae
Product: Alpha/Beta hydrolase protein
Exons: 2
Coding region: 1-978 (325 amino acids)
Biological process (GO): triglyceride catabolic process
Cellular component (GO): cytosol
Molecular function (GO): triacylglycerol lipase activity; sterol ester esterase activity
Source: RefSeq, a predicted model, not a curated record
AUGAACACGCUGACGAUCAGAACCACCCCCGCAUCUUCGGAGACCCUGGCCAAGAGGGCUGAGGCGAUGCUGCAGGUGGAGGAGUUGUGCAAGGCCCAGGUCCAGUGGUACCAGACAGCCACCGUCGCGGAAUACCGGAGAAUGCGCGCCGAGGGCAUUGGGUUCCCAAAGCCUUCACUAUACGAAGGGGCUAGAACCGUGACCCUAGCCGGGAGACAUGGACAUGACAUCCAGCUCCGAGUCAUCCAGGCCCAGACCACAUCAAAGGGAGUGCUUCUCCACUUCCACGCAGGGGGUUUCGUCAUUGGCUCGUCCAAGUCGUAUGACAAUUACCUUGUUCACCUCUCCAAGGUUCUAGAGUUGUCGGUCGUAUCAGUCGAGUAUAGACUGGCACCAGAGCACCCUUACCCAGCGGCACACAACGACGCUGUGGACGCGGCGAUGUUUGCCCUGACUCCCGAGGGGGAGGCCCGACUCGGUGGGCCACUCAGAAUCCUGGCUGGUGAGUCUGCCGGCGGUUACCUCGCGACGUGGGCUGCAAUGGAACUUCGCCGCAGGGGCCCCGGCAGUGGUUCGUCACAGGUCGCAGCCGUGAUUGCCAGCUAUCCGAUCUAUGACCUGACGUACACUCCGUCCUGCCUCAACCACGCGAGGGAGGCAGUUCUCUCCAGCGAGGGAAUGAAGAAUUUCGUCGAUGCAGCAUUCCCAAACGUGCCUCCGGAGCAGCGGAGACAUCCAGAUCUCUCACUCCUAUACGCGGAUCUGAAGGGGUUGCCGCCGGCGCUUUUUUUGUGCGGUACCGAGGACCCAUUGGUGGACGACAGCGCAUUCAUGGCCGCGAGAUGGAGCCUUGCGGGCAAUGAGGCCGAGUUGUCUCUCGUUCCGGGUGCUUGGCAUGCUUUUACCUUGAUCCCUUCCGGCGAGGUUACGGACGAAGGGCUAGCAGAGAUAGUGUCAUUCGCCAGGAAGCACCUGUGAGCUGUUAGCC